GUUACCGCGCGUUAAAGGUCACGAGAAGAAGACCGGGUACACCCAAAUGAAAUGAAAACAUUACAUUUCUGACUCGGGAAACCUGGAUUUCCACCUUUAUCUGGCUCAAAAUGUCUGUAGCCAUGACCCUGACGUGCCCAGGCCUGUACUGUGGCAGGAGACUCAUCAAUGGAUCAGUGGAUGAAGAGUGUGGAGUUUGUCCUCGGGGUGAGCGGACUAAUGAGCAAAAAGUGUGUGAGCGCUGCACAGAGUCUCCUGAGCUCUACGACUGGCUCUAUUUGGGCUUCAUGGCCAUGUUGCCUCUAGUCCUGCACUGGUUCUUCAUUGAGUGGUAUUCAGGAAAGAAAAGUUCCAGUGCUCUGCUCCAGCACAUCACGGCCAUGUUGGAGUGCAGUGUGUCAGCGGUGGUCACUCUCCUGGUCACUGAGCCUGUGGGGAAGCUCAGUAUUCGCUCGUGCAGGGUCCAGAUGCUUUCAGACUGGUACACAAUGCUCUACAACCCCAGCCCAGACUAUGUCAAUACUCUACACUGCACCCAGGAGGCCGUCUACCCACUAUAUACCAUAGUGUUGAUCUACUACGCCUUUUGUUUGGUGAUGAUGAUGCUGCUGCGGCCUCUGCUGGUGAAGAAGAUCGCCUGUGGUUUGGGAAAAUCUGAUCGGUUCAAAAGCAUCUACGCAGCGCUGUACUUCUUCCCUAUUCUCACAGUGCUCCAGGCCGUGGGAGGAGGACUGCUCUAUUACGCAUUUCCUUACAUCAUUCUGGUCCUUUCGCUGGUGACUCUGGCUGUUUACAUGUCAGCCUCUGAGAUUCAGUCUUUCAAGAGUCUGGGAGCCAAGAAGAAGCGCCUGGUUGUGCUAUUUAGCCACUGGCUGCUCCAUGCGUAUGGGAUCAUCUCCAUCUCUCGUCUGGACAAACUGGAGCAGGACCUGCCACUGCUGGUUCUGGUCCCGGGACCAGCCUUGUUUUACAUCGCCACGGCAAAAUUCACUGAGCCCAGCCGCAUCCUGUCUGAAGGAGGCAAUGGACACUAAAAAGACCACCCAUUCACCUUCAUGAAGCGCUGCUAUUAAAGGUGUAUUAUGGAACUUUUCUUGUGGAAGGUACAGCCCCUGUUCUGCAUAGAGAUGUGAUUGCUUUGCCUAGAGUAACCCGCAGAAUGGCAUUAACUUAAUUUUCUAAAGACAACCCAUUAGUGCAACAGGCCAAGUCAAAUCUAUGGGGAGGCGAGCCUACUCACUGAAACAAUGCAUUUUUAAAAAAAGAUAUUUUUACUUUUUUAAGUACUAAAGACAACCAAAUGAAUAAAUGCAAGAUGUUUAAGUUUAAUGCCAUACUGCAGAACAUUUCAGUUAAAGGAAUACCAUCUCCACGGAGACAAAAGUGCAUACACCCACCAAAAAGGUUAUAUUGUGCACCUUUAAAUAUGAUGUGUCAAAUUAAAUACUAUUGAUUGUAUUGUGUUUUAAUUACGGUUUUGAGCAGUGUGUUGACUAUUUUUACUAUUAAAAACCUGUACUCAUUAAAGUGCAUGCCAUUGCCAAAGGCUCUAAGUUGCACAACAAAGAAGGCAGUUCUAAUAAUAAACUGGGUCCCUGUAUCCUGCCCCCUUUACUCCCACCAAACUGAAAGUAAAAACAUGCUCACUUCCUUGAUGUAAAUUUACUGUUCUGAAAUGUAAGAAGUGUUUUACAGCUGGCUGUAUUUACUUAACUGUUAAAACAAUGACAUUAUGAAUUCCUUUUGUAACAUGUCCCUUUUAUAAGUGCAUUAUAUGUGAGUUGAGACGCUAAAAUGUUUUUCUUUUUGUUGUUGAGAUAAAAGGUUAUUUUUUUUGUAAAUAUAUACUGUACAAAAUGAUAUUUCUUUUUAUUUAUUGUUUAAGGUGCAUUUUUUCUGGUAGAGGAUGCGGCACAUGCUUGUCUUCACUGAGAUGUUCUUGAUUUGCCUUGAAUGUUCCAUCUCCAUAGAGACUAGCCAAAUUACCAGGCUGUGUGGAAGUGACCCUGCUCACUAUAAGAAUACAUGCUUAUCAAGGUUAAUAAAAACAUGUAAAAAAAUGUGUAACAUCUCCAUGGAGAUGAGCAGAAAGCAGACCCUCCACUAGAAAAGUUACACAAUGCACCUUUAAACAUCUUGUGGAGUGUGCAAACUGUAAAUGUGUCCAGUGAUGCGAGUUUCUCAUCUUCGUGUAAAUAAAGUGUAAAGUGCUUCUCUGCUUUUAGCUGUACAAAAGGUCUUAAAGGGGAAGUCCUUCCUAUGCAUAAAAUAAAAUCCAUAGUUUCACCUUUUAACCUGUUAAAAUUAGCUCCUAUUAUUUGCCAAACAAACACAGUUAUCUGUUAUGAGGGGAAACUCAGUGACGCAAAUGUUUUAUCUUUUGUUUUAGAUAAGAUGAUAAAAUUUUGAAUAUAUGCAUGACUCAAUUGUAAAUAUUAUAAAUAAAAGUAUAAAACUGUAUUAUGUAUCAUUA
Molecule: messenger RNA, 2473 nt
Organism: Boleophthalmus pectinirostris (great blue-spotted mudskipper)
Lineage: Eukaryota; Metazoa; Chordata; Actinopteri; Gobiiformes; Gobiidae
Gene: jkamp
Product: jnk1/mapk8 associated membrane protein
Exons: 7
Coding region: 111-1034 (307 amino acids)
Biological process (GO): response to unfolded protein
Cellular component (GO): membrane
Molecular function (GO): ubiquitin protein ligase binding
Source: RefSeq, a predicted model, not a curated record